This is a messenger RNA of Sparassis crispa, 360 nucleotides long. RefSeq names its product Long chronological lifespan protein. The transcript is spliced from 2 exons. Bases 1 to 360 code for a protein of 119 amino acids. NCBI's taxonomy places the organism in Eukaryota, Fungi, Basidiomycota, Agaricomycetes, Polyporales, Sparassidaceae. The record is from RefSeq and is a predicted model, not a curated record.
AUGUUGCCACGAAUAUUCGCCCUCGUCCUCGCCCUAACGCUCAUGUCCUCCGUCCGCGCCCAAUUCGGGUUCUUCGAGCAGAUGUUCGGCCAGCACCAACAGCAACAGCAACAGCAGCAGCAGCGACCGCCAGACGGCGUCCCGCAGUGGGUCCUGCAAUCCGACGCCGUGCCGUGCGCGCAGUACCUUUGCCCGGACACGCUCUUCUGCGCACCGGGCCCCGCGGCGUGCCCGUGCCCGGACGUGCAGGACGUGCGGUGCGUGGUGCCCGAUGCUGCGGAGGGGGGCACGGUGGUGUGUGUGCGGGGCCGGGUGGACUGUGCGGAGGUGACGAGGUUAGCGAGGCCGUUGGGGAAGUGA